CGCGCUCGGCUCCACCCUCCUCCUCCUCCUCCUCCGUGUCUCCAGACUUGUAGUUUGAAACUUUUCACGCACUCGAUGGUUUCCACUCGCUCCACGAUGACCGGAGUGUGCAGAGCUUCCGUGGCCGCCGCUGCCCUCGCCCUGUGCGGCGUGUUUCUGAGCACAGAGGCGCAGACUCCGGAUCCAGCUCCGUCUCCUUGUGCCUCGAGAUCUAACAGCAGCUGUGCGGACUGUCUGCAGAAUGUCACAUGUUUGUGGUGUGGACCAACCCAACAAUGCCUCGACUACCCAGUGAGGAACAUCCUGCCCCCCAGCAGCGUGUGUCCUUUGACUGAUGCACGAUGGGGGGUCUGCUGGGUAAACUUCCAGGUUUUGAUCAUCACCAUGUCGGUGCUGGCCGGCAUCCUCAUCAUCGCCGUCCUCGUUUGCUGCUGCUGCUGCUGCAAAUGUGAAAGAGUCGGAAGCAAGAGAGAAGAUGCAAAGGUGGAGCGACAAACCCGGGCGAGGAAUGCUCGUCAGAAAGCCCGGAGAACAGAGAUGCAGUUGAGACACGAUGAAAUCAGGCAGAAAUAUGGUCUGGCAAAGGAUAAUCCAUACUGCCGAAUGGACGACCGCUAGAAGAAUUACAGCGAUGAUUCCUGUUUUUAAAUCCUUUAAGUUGAUCUUAUUGAUGCCAGUAACAUUGAGAUUCAGCAUAAAAGUAGCAUAUGAUCAACUGUGAUUGUGCAGAUUGAUUUCAGUGAUGUCACCAAAACGUUCUGAAGUUCGCCUAAUGUUUCUUUUUUUUUACACGUCGUUUUCUGCUAAUAAUAUUUCUCCUGUUUUCAUGUUGAUGUGAAUGAUUGUGUGAAAAUCUGUUCACUUAACUUGCUUCUCUCUCCAGUAAACUACAUGUGUACAUAUGAUCCUCCAUCACAAGCAAACUUAAUUUGCAUAAAAUGCAGUGUUAUGAAUUUCUACAGCUCCAGAGCUGAUCGAUGCUUAAGGUGCUUUUUAAAUAGCAGCAUUUUACUGAUUGUCGUUCAUUUUAGAAGUUAGUCAUCACUUAUUUUUAUAUUAAACGUUCAUUUGUAACAUGCAACAAAUUUUACAUGUUUUUUAAUUUUUAUUUUAUCAGUUGAUAAAUACCAGAAUAUGAUUGAGAGCUUAAAUGUGUGUCCUUGAUUUACAUGUGAAGCAUUUGAUUCUUGUGCAGCUGUUGAAAACAAAAUGUGACCAUACAUUUAAAAAUUAAAUGAACAAA
Molecule: messenger RNA, 1243 nt
Organism: Paralichthys olivaceus (Japanese flounder)
Lineage: Eukaryota; Metazoa; Chordata; Actinopteri; Pleuronectiformes; Paralichthyidae
Gene: pttg1ipb
Product: PTTG1 interacting protein b
Biological process (GO): protein import into nucleus
Cellular component (GO): nucleus; cytoplasm
Source: RefSeq, a predicted model, not a curated record